Molecule: messenger RNA, 1704 nt
Organism: Mercurialis annua (annual mercury)
Lineage: Eukaryota; Viridiplantae; Streptophyta; Magnoliopsida; Malpighiales; Euphorbiaceae
Product: chaperone protein dnaJ 16
Exons: 11
Coding region: 225-1460 (411 amino acids)
Source: RefSeq, a predicted model, not a curated record
CCAAACAAAUAAAAAAAUAGUAAAAAAAAUUUCCCUCUCGUUUUUUUCUUGUUAAUUUGUCUCAUUCUCUCUCAAGUUCCAGCUCAAGAGAGGUCCCAUGGUGUUUCUCUCUAGGGUUUCGAAUAGAGAAGAAUGCUGACUAAUUUUUUCAUCAAGAUUUUGUAGAGAUUUUUUUUUUUCUUUGUGUAGAAUAAAUUUGAAAUUGAAAUUUUCUUGAUUUGGAAAUGCCGGCACGGCGGUCGAAGUCGGAGAAAGAAGAUGACGGGAGGCAGCUCCGGCGUGACCCGUAUGAGGUGCUUGGGGUGUCCAAGAACUCGACUGAGCAGGAAAUCAAGACUGCCUAUCGUAAAAUGGCUCUUAAAUACCAUCCUGACAAGAAUGCAAAUGAUCCUGAAGCAGCUGAUAUGUUUAAAGAAGUUACUUUUUCUUAUAACAUUUUGUCUGAUCCAGACAAACGCUGUCAGUAUGACUCAGCUGGUUUUGAGGCAGUUGAAUCAGAAAGUCAAGAAUUGGAAUUAGAUCUGUCAAGCUUGGGCACAGUGAACACUAUGUUUGCAGCACUUUUUAGUAAACUCGGUGUGCCAAUUAAGACCACUGUAUCAGCAACUGUCUUAGAGGAGGCACUUAAUGGUAUUGUCUCUGUUCGUCCGCUUUUGGUUGGGCAACACAUUUCUCGGAAGCAGGUUGAGAAGCAAUGUGCUCACUUCUAUUCUGUCACAAUAACGGAGGAGGAAGCAAGAGCUGGAUUUGUCUGUCGAGUGCAAUCGUCUGACAAAAGCAAGUUCAAGCUGUUAUAUUUUGAUCAGGAAGAGAAUGGUGGACUAAACCUUGCUCUACAGGAGGAGAGUUUGAAAACAGGAAAAGUGACAUCUGCUGGAAUGUAUUUCCUUUGUUUUCCUGUUUACCGGUUGGAUCAGACAGUCAAUUCGAGUGCAGCUGCAAAGGAUGCAGAUGCUGCCUUCUUCAAGAAACUGGAUGAAUUUCAGCCUUGUGAAAUAAAUGAACUGAAGGCUGGCACCCAUAUUUUUGCUGUUUAUGGUGAUAAUUUUUUCAAGAGUGCAAGUUACUCGAUAGAAGCUCUUUGUGCUGCGCCCUUUAUUGAAGAAAAAGAGAAUCUUAGAGCUGUUGAAGCUCAAAUUAUUGCAAAAAGGGUUGAAGUGUCCAAGUUUGAAUCUGAAUAUAGAGAGGUAUUGGCACAAUUUACAGAGAUGACCAGUAGAUAUGCACAAGAAAUGCAAGAAAUAGAUGAUCUUCUUAAACAAAGGAACGAAAUUCAUGCCUCGUACACAGUUGCUCCGCCAAUGAAGCGGAGUACAAGUAGGAGCAGAAGUAAGGGUCCCCUUAGGGAGACCAAAGAAGAUGGACAGAAAAAAGAUAAGAAACCUUCAAUUAGGGACAGAACUAAAAAAAAGAAAUGGUUCAAUAUCCAUUUAAAAGUUGACAAGAGAAAGCCUUGCUAAUACCUAAAUGUGGUAUGAUCUAGAAUUUUAAUUCUUUUUUCUCAAUAUCGUACGUGUUUGUGUUAACAUAGUGUAGUCACAUAUUAUUUGAAUAUCAUCUAGAUGAUUUAGGAAGAUGAAUCCUAUACACGGAAUUGAUAAAACUAUGUCUGCACUCACUAACUUGACUGCAUUUGAUUUAAAGAUGAGCUGCAUAUCAGUGCUAUGGUGGAAAUGCUCCAAUGCUCUCAUUGACAGUGUCAAA